UCUCAUUCAAAGCAACUUUAAAGUAUAUAAACACACAAGCAAGUGGUAAGUGGGAAAGUAACAACAACUCAAUUCCAGACCAAACCCACCCAACAGUCAGUCAACAACACGCAAUUGCAAUUCUCUCUUUUUUGUCAAAAUCUAAAAAAAAAAUUCCUAAAUUUGCGGUAAAUGUAACGGAUUGUGUUCUUUGAAGAACCCCGCGAUUACCGGUGAAUCGGCUCCUUACUCUAUUAGCCGUAAGUAACUCCACGCAGACGAGAUCUCCGACGAUUUGGCCACUACGCCGAAGAAGAUUUUUCCAGAAAAUUUAGGGGUCGGUGUUAAGCUAGUAAGGUCGGUCUUUUAUAUAAGCUAUGGUUCUUGAUGGGAUUGUAUCAUCACCAUUACGGAGGCCACAUGCGCUAAAGAAGCAAUGGGAUGACUUGGGUAGCUGCUCUACUGUUGUUCAGAGGCAUCGUUUCCUUUUGACUGCUAUGCUUCUUUUGGCCUUCCUCUGCACUAUUUAUAUCUACUUUGCCGUCACACUAGGCGCUAGGCACUUGUCUUGUUCUGGGAUGACUGGGAAAGAGAAGGCAAUUUGUCAAAUGGAACACGUCCAAGCCAGUUUCUCCAAAGGAAAACUGAAAUUCUUGUAGAGUCUCAGCUAAAGCUGAUUGGUUUAUAAACAUCAUUUUGUCUCUCUAUUGCAAUGUCUGUAAACGGCCUAGAGAAUCUACUCUUACCUUAUUCUACUGGGAUUAUGUCCCAAGAUUCACAAUUAUUGUACAAAUAUGAAUCUUCUGUAAUGGAAUAUAUGCUACAAGUUUUUGAGAA
Messenger RNA from Camelina sativa (false flax), 816 nucleotides. NCBI's taxonomy places the organism in Eukaryota, Viridiplantae, Streptophyta, Magnoliopsida, Brassicales, Brassicaceae. The record is from RefSeq and is a predicted model, not a curated record.